AUGUUCCUUUGUACUCGCAUUGCAGAGAUGAUACGUGGCGCAUAUGAAGGGUUGAUUGCUACACCUGAAAAGAUUAAUGAUUUCCUAGAUGGUGAAGAUGAUAGAGUAUGUUCAAAGUUUCGGAAGGGAGUGAAAAUAUGGAAAAAAUUAAAAUAUCAGCUUGUAGAAUACAAUUCACUGCCAGCCUACUUAAGGGACAAUGAGUUCAUAUUGGACUAUUAUCGAGCAGAGUGGCCAUUGAAGCAGAUUUUCCUUAGCAUUUUCUCAAUUCAUAAUGAGACACUUAAUGUUUGGACGCAUUUGAUUGGAUUCUUCCUUUUCCUCUUUCUCACCAUAUACACAGCUGUGAGAGCUCCAGUGGUUGUGGAUUUCGAUUCCAUUCAACAUUUGUCUGAAAUAAUAGGGAAAGCUGAUUUGAAUAAGAUUCAUUUAGAGCUCUUGAAAUGCCUGCCUUCACUGCCCAACAUGCCUGAUCUUGUCAAAUUUAAAAACGAGUUGAGUGCAUCUCUUUAUUCUUUUGACUACUCCUCAUUCUCAGGUUGGACUUUUGUGCAACUUCUCACCAAUUGCCUUCCUGAGCAAUUUUCCCUAGUAAGUUCCUGUUCCUCUCACCAAUUGCUUGAACUAAGAUAUGACACGGUGAAUGUGGUAGUAUCCCCCUUCAUGGUACAACCGAUUACAAGGUGGCCUUUUUAUGCCUUCUUAGGUGGGGCCAUGUUCUGCUUGCUAGCCAGCAGUGCAUGUCACCUCCUUGCUUGCCACUCACAGCGCCUCUCCUACAUCAUGCUCAGAAUUGACUAUGCUGGGAUUGCUGCAUUGAUAGCAACAUCGUUUUACCCUCCAGUGUAUUACUCAUUUAUGUGCAACCCUUUUUUUUGCUUCCUCUACUUGGGCUUCAUAACAUUAAUGGGAAUAGCUACAAUUAUCUUUUCUCUUCUCCCAUUUUUCCAAAAGUCUGAGUUCAGGAAGUACCGUGCAUCCCUCUUCUUUUUGAUGGGAUUUUCGGGUGUGGCACCCAUAAUACAUAAGCUGAUAUUGCACAAGCAUCAACCUGAGGCAUUGCAAACUACUGGUUAUGAGAUUCUAAUGGGAGUUCUUUACGGUUUGGGAGCUCUAAUUUAUGUGACAAGGAUACCAGAGAGGUGGAUGCCUGGCAAGUUUGACAUUGCUGGCCACAGUCACCAACUUUUUCAUAUCUUGGUUGUGGCUGGGGCUUACACACACUAUCAUGAUGGGUUAAUCUACUUAAGAUGGAGAGAUUUUCAAGGUUGUUAG
This is a messenger RNA of Abrus precatorius (Indian licorice), 1275 nucleotides long. Its product is annotated as heptahelical transmembrane protein 4-like. The transcript has 3 exons. Gene Ontology annotation, molecular function: signaling receptor activity. Lineage: Eukaryota; Viridiplantae; Streptophyta; Magnoliopsida; Fabales; Fabaceae. The record is from RefSeq and is a predicted model, not a curated record. Gene Ontology annotation, cellular component: membrane. Bases 1 to 1275 code for a protein of 424 amino acids.